UACAUCGGUUACCUAGCUGUCUCGGGUAAGUGUGUUGUCACAGGGGCUGCGUCUAUUCCAGUUAUAACGCUACACACCUGUCCUACUGUGUACAGGAGAGAUGGCGACCUCACAGAAGUUGACAGAACACUUCCUGACAUGCACCAUAUGUACAGAGGUGUUUGACAAGCCCUGUACACUUGUGUGUAAUCACACCUUCUGCCGGAAAUGUGUCGUCAACUACACCAAAACCAGACCGGAAGCCCUCAGUGCCAAGUCUCUCAUGUGUCCAUUCUGCAGGAAGAUGACGAAAGUGUCUGACCCCGAGAGACCAGUGGAGGAGUGGGCGGAUGACGUAAAGCCUAUCUUUGUCAUCCAGGGACUGUUGGACUCGUUUGGUCCUGGAUCUAAAGAUACAACUAACUGCAGUUAUUGUAAGGAGGAAGGGGAGACAACUCCAGCUACAUCUUGGUGUGCUGUUUGUGACGACGCACUAUGUGAACGAUGUACACGGAUGCACCAACGAAUGCCCUCUUCCCGUCACCAUGACGUAGUUGACCUGUCUGGAGAGACAAGGGUCAAGGUCAAGAGAAAGGUCAUUUGUAAAGUUCACAAGAAUAAAAUGAUCAAAUAUCUUUGCAAAGAUUGUAAAACAGCUGUUUGCCAAACAUGCUGCAUUAUCCAUCACAGGAAAUGUGAGUUGGUUGUUGAAAUCGAGUCAGAGAUUCCUGAAAUGAAAACCGAGCUGAGAAAGAAUAAAAAGAAUUUGUUAAGGAAGCACAAUGAGAUGAAAACACAUGUUGGAAAACAAACCUUCAAAGUUGGUGAAGAAUUGGCUCGUUAUGUACAAAUAGAAUCGAAUAUCAAGUCUGCAAGUGUCACAGCAAUAGAGGUUAUCAAAGUCAAGGAACGGAAACUUCUGUCUGAACUGAAAGAGAUGUCUGACAGACACAUUGGACAACUGAAGGCAGACAUAAAGUCAGGUGAGAUGUCAGUACAGAUGUACCAACAACAGGCUGAGCUGAUAGACCAGGCUCUACAAUUUGAGUGUGACAUGGAUGUGUAUGAGAUGUAUCAGGGAUGUGAGGCCGGUGAUGUAGAGGCUGUCGGAGUCGUAGACGUGAUGGAGAAGGGAAGAAUAGAUAGGAUAACAUUCAGACAGGACACGGACAAGCUGAGUAGAGCACUGGAAGAUCUCAAUCUGGGUGAGAUACACGUCCAGUAUGACGAUGUGCUGGACCUGAAGGCUGCUCCCGUGUUACAGGACACCAUUAACGUGACAGUAGCAGGAGAUGAAGAUGAAGGAUAUUCCCAUGACGUAACAAUGCUAGAGGUGAAUGGUACAGACACAGUGGUAGUUACAGACUACUACAACAACAGUGUGAAGUCCUUCUACACCAGGAACAGUCAGCCAGGUCACAGCAAGCUCAGUGUGGAAGGUGAACCCUAUGGUAUAACAAGGCUGAAACACAACCAGGUGGCUGUCACUGUGAUGGGUACCAGUCAGAUUGUAACAGUUGAAGUGAACCCUGACCUGGUGCUGCUGUCGACCAUCAAAACCAGCAAACAGUACAAGGGUAUAACGUCUCUGACACAAUCAACACUAGCAGCAAGUUGCAAGUCCCCUCCCUGUGUUGAUAUCCUUGAUAUGUCGGGACACGUGCUGAAGUCAGUUUGUCCAGACCACGAAGAUGGAAACAUCUUAGAUCGUCCCAAAUCCCUCUGCACCACGAGGACAGGAAACAUCCUGGUGUCUGACGGUGGAACCAAGUGUGUCUUGUGUCUGACCCCCGAGGGAGAUGUGGUGUUCAACUACAGACCUACAGGACACACAGCACUGAAGGAUCCACGUGGUAUCACAAGUACCAGCACAGGCGACAUCCUGGUGACAGACUUCUCACAACACAGAGUCAUCCAUCUGACAGAGUCAGGACAGUUUGUUAGAAACGUAAUGACGUCACAGAACGGUGCCCGGUAUCCAAGGGGACUGUGUGUUGGUGGUCGUGGUCGUAUAUACUUGUGUGCAUCAGGUGAAGUGAAGGUAUUUACAUACUGUAAGUGAGAGAACAUGUCACAAUCCCUUUCUGUAUGUUAAAUAUAGAUAUAUGUUACCUGGAUAGAUAUGAUGUGAUGCACUGUAGGAACAUUUGACGUGAACGUACAAUCAUACCUGUUGUAGAAAGACACAGCUUGUAUUGUAAUGAGUGUUGGUGGGGUAGCCUAGUGGUUAAAGCGUUCGCUCGUCACGCCGAGGACCCGGGUUCGAUUCCUUACUUGGGUGCAAUGUGUAAAGCCCAUUCCUGGUGUCCCCCUGCUGGAAUAUUGCUAAAAGCGGCAUAAAAACAUGCUCUGUCACCCACUAUAAUGUAAUACAAUAUAAACAAUGUUUGCACUGAAACAAUGAAAGCUGCAGGCCCUAAGGACCCAAAACCAUCAAACGUUGUGGGUCCUGACCAGAAUGUGUAGGUCCUAUAGUUUAAUAUGAAAUAAUACCCUCAGUUAUAGCCGGUACUUCUGCUUUCUGUUCAGAUACAUUGUCUCAAUAACACUGUACGGUACAAAAUCAUAUAUAAUAUAGAUAUUUUGAGUUUAAUCUAAGUGACUUUGAUGAGCAAUUUUAUACUGAAUUUACUAAAUAGGUUGCAUGUUGUAUGGCAUGUUUGUGAUAAACCAGAACAUCUGUUACUCUUUCCUAAACA
Haliotis rubra (blacklip abalone) is the source of this 2678-nucleotide messenger RNA. Its product is annotated as protein wech-like. The record is from RefSeq and is a predicted model, not a curated record. The coding region runs from base 101 to 2041 and encodes 646 amino acids. Gene Ontology annotation, cellular component: nucleoplasm; chromatin. The transcript has 3 exons. Gene Ontology annotation, molecular function: zinc ion binding; protein binding; ubiquitin-protein transferase activity. Lineage: Eukaryota; Metazoa; Mollusca; Gastropoda; Lepetellida; Haliotidae. Gene Ontology annotation, biological process: positive regulation of DNA-templated transcription.